UUAUGCGUGCUUGAAGAGUUUCAUGCUGAGCCAGUGCAGAUAAACAGCCACAACUAUCACAGGGAUUGUCAACGGCACAAGCAAGCAGUAGCACCUGUCAUUUUGAAUGGCAGCCAAAAUUGGGUUUUGAUAUGGUGGAAGGAACUUGGAUAUGAUAGCAGCGUAGAAGAAGACCAGAAAUGAUACGAUGCCAAAUGCAACAAAAAUUGAUCCAGUUAUCAGAUUCUGUUUCGAGCCC
Ananas comosus (pineapple) is the source of this 238-nucleotide messenger RNA. RefSeq lists its product as uncharacterized. The record is from RefSeq and is a predicted model, not a curated record. NCBI's taxonomy places the organism in Eukaryota, Viridiplantae, Streptophyta, Magnoliopsida, Poales, Bromeliaceae. The transcript is spliced from 2 exons. The annotation marks the transcript as partial.